AAACAACACAAUCACAAUGUGAGUGGAAAUUGCCAGAUCGAAGUGAUCACGUUUGGUAUUAACAUAUAUGUUCAUCUAUUAAUCUGCUCAUGGUGUUUUAUCAGGCCAAAUGCACUGUAACACACGACGAAGAAUCGAAAGGAAAGACAACAACAGUGACGCCUGUGCCCGUCCUAUCGAACAGAUAAACAGAUAAACAGUGCCAGGUGAUCACAUGAAGCGCAUCACGUGACUACAGGUCAGGUCAGCUGGGGAAGAAACACGCUUCACUACGGUGACCCAGCAUCGACACUGACAUUAACCGGUUCCGGAUGAAGCUGUCGUCCGGCAUCUUUAAUCCAGAUCCCUGGCAGCUUCGGGCCCCCGACACAGGUGGGCGCCGGAGAAACGUGACAGCGAGAGGAGCGCGGCUCUCGUGAGGGUCAUCCAGACAUCAUCCGGUCCUCGACGGAAGCACAAAACAGACACAAACGGAACCGGUUCGAGAGGAAUUCAGCGUCCCAGUUUAAUCUCCCGCUUAGGCAAAAGCCCGUUCUCCACUCACACUCUCGCUCGGCAGAGAUCCAGAGGUGGAGAGCACAGCAGGGGGGAGCGAGGGGGGUGCUGCUGCAGGGAAACCGAUUUUUUCCUUCCUCUCUUACCGAGAAAAGACGUCAACAACAACAAUCAAACAACAAAAAAGAGGCAGAAAUUCCUCGCCUUCUGCACGUGCUCAGCUGCGCUUCCAGAUGGAGAGGACGCGGGGCGAGGGCGAUGGAGAGGGCGACCCCCUGGAGAGGCCGAGCCCUCUGACGGACAAGGAGAGGCUGAUGAUCCAGGACUCGUGGGCGAAGGUCUACCAGAGCUGCGAUGACGUCGGGGUGGCCAUACUAGUCAGGCUCUUCGUGAACUUCCCCUCGUCCAAGCGGUUCUUCAGCCAGUUCAAGGACCUGGAGGAGCCGGAGGAGCUGGAGGGCAGCGGCCAGCUGAGGAAGCACGCCCGCCGGGUCAUGAGCGCCCUCAACGCGCUGGUGGAGAGCCUGGGCAGCGCCGACAAGGUGGCCUCUGUGCUGAGGCUGGUGGGCAAGUCGCACGCGCUGCGGCACAAGGUGGAGCCUGUGUACUUCAAGAUCCUGAGUGGCGUGAUCCUGGAGGUCCUCGGAGAAGAGUUUUCCUCGUUGGUGACGCCGGAGGUGGGCGCGGCGUGGACCCGGUUCUUCGCCAUGGUGUACUGCAGCAUCGCGGCCGUCUACGAGGAGGUGGGCUGGACGACGCUGUCGCCCUCAGCCGAGUGAAGCUCCUGAGUCUGAGUGUGUUGUAGACUUGUAAUGUCUGUCCGAUGGCUCUGACCGAGACGGAUUCUUCAACCCGGGCCGACCUUUGACCUUUAUAUCUGGGUACCUAUUCGGGGAAUAACGUUUUAAUGUAUAACUUCAUCAUAGUGGGCUAUGGGAAUAUACUCUAUGUCGUAUGUGUGUGUGAGAUGGAGAGUGGCAGAAACUGCAUCAACUCAGCAGUGGACAAGAGGCCACGUUUUACUUGGAUGUGCCUUAUACCUUCUAAAAAAAACUAAAAAAACGUCUGUCAAUCAACACCGUUCUUUCUAAAUAUCACGUGAUGUUUCCCUUUAUCAGCCUGGGCACACCUGUGUUGGCUUUCUGGGAUAUUACGCAAACAUUUUUACAUUUUCUAAGAGGUAAUUGUGAUGGUUUUACAUUCUUUUCAUUUAUUACCUUUGUAUCUGUAUUUACCGCAACUUUGAAAUAAAAACACAAAGAAAAAUCUCA
Messenger RNA from Pungitius pungitius (ninespine stickleback), 1766 nucleotides. Its product is annotated as cytoglobin-1-like. The transcript is spliced from 5 exons. Lineage: Eukaryota; Metazoa; Chordata; Actinopteri; Perciformes; Gasterosteidae. The coding region runs from base 729 to 1274 and encodes 181 amino acids. Gene Ontology annotation, molecular function: oxidoreductase activity; heme binding; oxygen binding. Gene Ontology annotation, biological process: oxygen transport. The record is from RefSeq and is a predicted model, not a curated record.